Molecule: messenger RNA, 2337 nt
Organism: Jatropha curcas
Lineage: Eukaryota; Viridiplantae; Streptophyta; Magnoliopsida; Malpighiales; Euphorbiaceae
Source: RefSeq, a predicted model, not a curated record
CGAUAGUCAAGCAGCUUGAAGAUGUAUGUUAUUGUGCAAUUAACAAUAAUGAUUCUCUCCGAUCAAGCAACAAUCCUGACAAACAUAUAUUAACCCUCCAAUCUUUUUUCUUUAAAUUUUUUAGUUGACCAAACGACGGAACGUUUUCAAUGAAUUGUUCCCAUAUAUUAACCCUGCCUCUGGUCCAUUAUAUAAACUUCCAGUUAUUGUACAUGACAAGCAGAGAAAGAAAGAAACGAAACAGCAAUGGAAGGGAAUGAUAUGUGCAUAUCAAACUACCCUUGUUGGCAAUGCCAGCAAAUACCACAGCCACUUUACUAUUUUGCCGCCUCUUCUUCUUCCCAUUUUAUCCCACCAUGCUUUCCUUCUAAUUGUCAAUGUAAUGGGCUUACAACCAUUGGCUGCUGUAGUAUUCCUUGCUCUUCUACCUGCCCACAUAAACCGCCGUCGCCGUCGCCGCCACCAUCACCGCCAUCACCAACACCACCAUUGCCGCCAGCAUCCUCCAAGAAACGCAUGGAAACUUUCACACAAAAAAGACAGCAGAAGAAAGAUAAAGAUGAAUUUUUCGGAUUGAGAGAAAUGUCUAGGCGGGAGAUGAAGCUCAGUGGAGUCAAGUACCCCAUCAACCCAGACGCCAAAAAAAUGCCGUGGAGUAAGCCAACUCUUUAUCUCAUGGGAUUUCAGGGCAGCCAAGUUAUUACUUGGACCACGAUGAUCAUUCCCAUCUUGCUAUUCCCAUCUUGCUUGCCCCUAUUAUGGGCGGUGGCGAUCUGGAGAAAGCUGAGACAAUACAGAGUGCACUCUUUAUGACAGGGAUAAAUACACUGUUGCAAAUUUGGUUCGGCAGUAGGCUUCCUGUCGUGAUGCAAAUUUCCGAAGCUUUUACAAUUCCGGCCAUCAAUAUUGCUUUAUCAACUAAAAAUACAUGUAGUUGCUCAGUUAAUCCUCGCCAGAGGUUUAAACGAACAAUGAGACGUAUACAAGGAGCAAGUAUUAUUGUAUCUUUUGUUCAGUUGACGAAAUGCAUCGAAAUUGGAGUCCCCGCAUUAGUUUUGUUGGUGUUCUCAAGGCAGUUCCUUUCAAGAUUUUGGAAAUCAGGGACAAAGAUAGCGGAACGUUACUCUGCGACGAACAGUAUUAUAAUAGUAUGGAUCCUUGCAGAAAUUUUGACUGCAGCAGGUGCAUAUGAUAAUACAAGUCAACAAACUCAAUUGAAUUGUCGUGCUAAUCGUGGUGGCCUUAUUCGUGCUGCACCUUGGAUAAAGAUUCCACGUCCAUUUCAAUGGGGCUAUCCCACUUUUGAAGCCGGUGAUGUCUUUUCAACGAUGGCUGCUUGUUUUGUUGCUAUUAUUGAGUCUUCUAGUACGUUUGCUACCUCAUCAAGAUUUAGCGGCGCACAUCGUAUACCAGCACCUCGUAUUAGUGAAGCAAUCGGCGUGCAGGGAAUUGGAACUUUGCUGGACGCAGUGUUUGGCUUGGGACUUGGCUCCACUGCUUCAGUUCAACAUGCAGGACUCGUAGGAUCGACACAGAUAGGAACUCGGAGGAUUGCCAUAAUUUCAGCUAUCUUUAUGAUUCUCAUUUCCUUGAUAGGAAAACUUGCGGUUGUUCUUGCUUCUAUACCGUUGCCAAUUGUGGGGGCUCUAUACAUUGCUUUCUUCCCCUAUGUGGUGGCAGGAGGUCUUGAUGAUUUUAUCUUAUGCGACUUGAAAAGCUUUAGGUCAAAGUCUAUUUUGGGUUUUUCCGUCUUUAUGGGUCUCUCUGUGCCUCAGUAUUUCAGUAACUAUGAUUUAUUUUCUACUGAUGGCCUUCCUCAAACCAGCUCUAAUUGGUUCAAAAUCAUAAUGGUGGUUAUUUUGUCAUCUCCACCAACAGUUGGCACUAUAAUAGCUUUCCUUUUUUAUUUCACGCCUAAACCACCACCACCACCACCACCACCACCACCAUCACCACCACCACCACCCAAGAAGGAGGACCUGAAAGAGGGACCACCCAAGCCGAAAGCUUCGGAACCACUCGACAAGGCUAAACCAUUACCACAUGUACCACCACCCGUGAAGUCGAAGGAGAUGAAGGCAGAAGAUGAGACGGAGGAGAUGAAGAAACAAAUUCGACUUGAGAUUAAAAAAACCUAUAAACGGCCUUCUAGUCUCAGUGAUCUGUUUUCAUGAUUCCAAUUUACUUGGUUUUAUUAGGGAGAGAAAUGGGCUAAUUGAGCUCAUUAGACUGGGCCGCCAGAUAUCUUAGAUUGGCCCAUUACAUUGUUUCGUCUUUUUCAGGAACAGCAGAUUUAAAUGUGAAACGCAUUUUUUUUACAUAAUUUAAAAUUAAAAA